Messenger RNA from Aplysia californica (California sea hare), 1770 nucleotides. Its product is annotated as flocculation protein FLO11. The record is from RefSeq and is a predicted model, not a curated record. Gene Ontology annotation, molecular function: enzyme inhibitor activity. NCBI's taxonomy places the organism in Eukaryota, Metazoa, Mollusca, Gastropoda, Aplysiida, Aplysiidae.
CAACAACAACAUCAAAAACAAUGAUAACAACAACGGCUGUUCCCCAUUCCCUGGUUCCUGCCCGGCUCAGUGCACGCUGGUGGACGCUUUAGGCUGUCCUGUGUGUACCUGUGAUGCCCCUAAACAGCCCGACAACCCAGCCACGUCCAGUCUUCCACUGGUCACCACCUCGUCCUGCCCUCCGGUCGACGAUCCUUGCUCCUCUGCUUGUCUCGGGGUUGACCCUACCGGCUGUGUCGUCUGCUACUGUGAACUCACGACCUCUACAACAACCAACAUGGCGGAAACCACAACCAAAAUGGCGGACAGCACAACCACCAUGGCGGUCACCACCAGCUCCACCAGCACCGUCCAUUCUUCACACGCCAAACCAACAACGUCUGCUCCAGCAACUGCAUCAAGCACGCCACACCCGUACACAACAAUCCCAGAAAAUAUCAAAACAAGUCUCGGAAACAAACCAGCAACAGCUACCAUUAUCCCAGAGAGUACUACGUAUCUUGCUCCUUUCAAGCUCACCAGUCACGUGUCCGACACAUCAACUGUCGUGACGUCAACGGAUGCUGCCAAUGUUCAAGUUCAAGGACAAACCAGACCUGCACCAGAUGUAGAAAGCUCGCCCACAGUUCUCUCAAGCGUCUCCAGUGUUGUGCUUACUUCAAACAAGAAACCGGUUUCAGCUUCUUCUGCGUCCAUUUCAUCCCCAAGCUAUUUUACAACAAAGAUGAAGACUACUUCAGAUCCUAUGUCGCUAUCCGGACAAGGGGGUCCUCAAGGUAAAAACAAAACAGCAGACACAAAGCUGUUAUCUCCAGCCCCAAUGGAAAUUUCCAGUCAAACUUCUCAGGCAAAACCUUCCCUAACAACGAGUUACGCGUUCACAGCAGCCAGUGAAAACACUAGUCCCGCAGCAGCGAAGGGUAAUGUCGGUUUUGACGAAGGGUUGACAGCAGGGUUUGCUGAUGUAAGCACACCUUUUGUUUCCAUAACAACGGCUACUGCAGUGGAGAAGAAGCAGACGACUCCACAGGAUUGUCCCAUGUUCAACUUUGACUGUCCGGCGGAGUGUGCAGCUGUCGACAGCAACGGCUGUUUAGUCUGUCAGUGUGGAGACACAGCUGUACCCUCUGGUCGAACCUCAGCUGAUACCAACAGCAGCAGCAAUAACAACAGCGACAACACCAGCAGCAAUGACAACAAACAGAACGUGCCAGUAACGACUCGUGUGCCAGCGAAGAGUCAGGCUAUGACAAACAGCGACAUUCUCUCCUCGAGCUCUCUGACCUUGACCUCACAAGCCUCAACUAACUUCCCAAAGACAACAGGCAACGUCUUCGGCCCUACAGACACAACGAAUGAUGACGUCAUUCGGGAUGAUUUCACAAUGACAGAUCUCAUCGCGGCACAAAAUGGCGGACAGAAGAAUCUAUCUACCAUUACUACGAAAGCUGCACAUUCAAAAACUCCUACCUGGAAAACCUCCAACCAACCAUCUGAACAGACGGCGACAGUCUCGGAGAAAACGACAAAACAAUCACCAGCCACAAGAAGGCCAACGUCCACCGUCGUUACCAUGACAACGACAGAACGCAACUUGCAGACGUGCCCUCCAACACGUUGUGUCUCGCCGUGUGACGUGGGGAUCACACUAGGGGCAGACAACUGCCCUAUCUGUUUGUGUAGACAAGAUAAUAUUAUAAAUGCCCCAUGAUAUUCACUGUAUUGAACGAACUAUAUAAAAUAUAUACUCAUACAUUUUUACUGACACCA